Molecule: messenger RNA, 8774 nt
Organism: Zalophus californianus (California sea lion)
Lineage: Eukaryota; Metazoa; Chordata; Mammalia; Carnivora; Otariidae
Gene: SNX13
Product: sorting nexin 13
Exons: 26
Coding region: 1950-5474 (1174 amino acids)
Biological process (GO): positive regulation of GTPase activity
Cellular component (GO): early endosome
Molecular function (GO): phosphatidylinositol binding
Source: RefSeq, a predicted model, not a curated record
UUCCUUUUGAGUUCUUUUAGAAAAUGAUUACCCACUCAAGAAAUAUUGUCUACUAUGUUCCAUGCAAUAUUCUUAGUAUUUAAGGUGCUGAAGAAACAUCACUGAACAGAACAAAAAUAUCCCUGACCUCGUGGAGCUUAUAUUCCUAAUGGAGGGAAGACCGACAAUAAGAAAGAAAAAUAGUAAUUACGUUAGAAGGUGUAAGAGUUAUGAAGAAAACUGAAGCAAGGGGGGGUGGGGACAGGCAACAUUUUAAAUGGGUUGAUCAGAGUAGGCUUCUUUGAAAAAGGUGACAUUUGAGCAAAGAUGGGACAGUAGUGAGGGAUGUAGCCAUGCAAGUAUUUGGUGGAAAGAUCCUUCUAGAUGGAGUACAGUCAGUGCAAAGGCCCCAAGGCAAAAAGAUGCCUUGCUGUUACAGGAGCAGGAAAGCUGGAACAAAGUGCUUGGUAGAAAUAAGGUCAGAAAGGUGGAUGUGAGGAGGGACUCGGAAGGCUAGCUAGCAUAAGGUUUUUUAGGUCACAGGGUGACCUGGCUGAGAAAGGACUCUGGCUGAGAAAACAGGAGCCAAUGAUUUUGGCUUGCUCCUAGGUCUGUAGAUAAACUCUUUAAAUGUUAAAAGCAUGUUCAUGUCACAUUAUAGGUUGGUACAAACCUCACGUUGUUUACACUUACUUCAUCACCUUUAGGUGAAAAUGUAUUGCUCCUGGAAUGGGAAAAUAAUGUACAAAAAGUUAAAUACUCAAGGCUAGUUGCCUAAAUUACAGUUUUAAUUCACCAGCAGGUAUCUUAAAUAUUAAUAAGUCUCCUUCUCUGUUUUCUUACUUACAGGUUGGAACAAUAUCUUUUUCCAGCUUCCUUGUUGUCUCUAGUAUCUCUUAGUUUCCUUUAAUAUCUAGGUCCUGAUAGUAUAUUCCAAUCGUAUUUCCUAUUCAUGGAUUAAUCUGUCAAUACCAGUAACACAUUUUAUUGUGUUGCAGAGAUCAGAAUUCUGCUGGGCCAGUAAUAUGGAAAUUAUGUAUCAGAUGUAGACCAAAACAACAACAAAAACUACUUUGCCUCAAUUAGUUGAAUUCAUUAAAAUGAAGGUUUUUCUUGAAUUUCUACCAGACUACCUAAAUGAACAAUUUUGUUUCCUUGGUGAGGAUACAACAGAAUAGUGGUAACACAAGUUUGUAAUGCCUUCACUUAAUAUUUUGAGAAUAUGAGAGUAAUGUGUUAAAUUUCAUUUUAUAAAAUAGUACCAUUGUUAAGGAAAGGAGUCGAGGUGUGGGGAAGGAGAUUCCGGAAAGGGGAAUGAACUAUUGGCAUUAGUUUUCCCAAAUGCCUUUGUACCCCCUGUAAAAAUCUGAAAAUCUUCAAAUUUCCUUGUAAACUAGUUUCUAACACACCAGAGUAAUACACUUUGACAGCGGGUUCAGGUAAACUACUUGCAUUCAUAUUCAGGUAGAAGUGACUGUCUCCAAUUCCUCACAAUGUAACCCAUCUAGUAGAUUCAGAAUGGUGUCAGUCUCAGGGGCUUCUAUGCACAGAGUGCCCGAGUUCAGUCCCAUUUUAAGUUGGCACUAUUUACAAUGACACCUGCUGAAAUCUGCACCGAUACAUAAACAUAUUCUAUCAAGAAGCCAGCAGAACUGUAGAAAUGGCAGUUAAAAAGCAAAAGUGGCUUUGUUUUGUUUUGAGAUCUCUCAGAAGCUGCGAAACUAAGCCCUCAUUGUUAUGCAGGUGCUGGCCAAUCACCUAAUCUGCAACAGUCCCAACCGCUAGGAUAGUGGCUAAAGCUGAUAUGCCUGUAUCAGUUCUACAACCUGUCGCACACCCCAGAAAAGGGUUCGCUGACGACUGGUAAGGACAAAGGAAAGUUUCUGUCAAAGUUCAGGAAGAGAGGGACUGCGCGGGGAGCAGUUUCAGAUCAUAUUUAACCCCAUUCGCGGAGGGACCCGACCCUUCGCAUGCUCCUAGGUCGCUGUUGGGCAAAGGAAAUGCGAGAGGAAAGUUUUUCUACAGGACAUCUGCCGCCUUGUCCCCGAGACGCGCGAGGUCCGCAGCGCCAUCAGUCGAAAGCUCGGUCUCUGCCGGUCUCGCUCCACCCCAGAGUCGGCCCAUCCCGGCGUGCGGCGGAGGACGAGCGAACUCUGCGGACGCGCGCGCCAGCUCCCGGGCUGGCCCUGCGCUGGGCCCCGUCUCCACUCCCGGCAGUCCCAAGUCCGCCUGGGACCCCAGUUUUGGAGGCCUCACCGCUGUGGCCGAGUGGGCCGCGAGGCGUCCACCUCCACUUCCCCACGCGCCGGCGCCAUGGAGACGGUCACGAGUCGCCGGCGGCUCCUGCGCUCACCAAUGGGAGCGCACGUCGCAGAAAGACGCGGACGUCGCUCUUCCAAGAUGGCGGCGCGUCCGUCGCGAGCAGCCGGGCCGGGGGGAAGCCAGCAAAGCCGAGUAAAGCCGCCGCCCGGGAGAGGACUGAAGGAGCUGUUUCGGCCGUUGGCGGCGGCUCGGGCAGUUUUCGGUGCUGCUACGGCUGUUGCCAUGCGGCGAGGCUAGGGAGGAGCUCACUUCCCCGGGGUGUAAUAAUGUUAACAGAGACCAGUCUAUCCAUAUGGGGAUGGGGAAGCCUUGGCAUUGUCCUUUCUCUAAUAACCUUUGGACCCUUUGUAAUAUUUUAUUUGGCCUUUUAUAUCCUCUGCUUUGUGGGUGGGGGUUUUGUGGUUACUCUCCUGUUUGGAAAAACAAACUCAGAGAAGUACCUAGAGCAGUGUGAACACUCAUUUCUUCCUCCAACGUCAACUGGGAUUCCUAAGUGCUUAGAAGAAAUGAAACGAGAAGCCAGGACUAUAAAGAUUGAUAGAAGAUUGACAGGUGCCAAUAUAAUUGAUGAGCCUCUCCAGCAAGUUAUCCAGUUUUCUUUGAGGGAUUAUGUCCAGUAUUGGUAUUAUACACUAAGUGAUGAUGAAUCUUUUCUUCUUGAAAUUAGGCAGACUCUUCAAAAUGCACUCAUUCAGUUUGCCACUAGGUCAAAAGAAAUAGACUGGCAGCCUUAUUUUACUACACGUAUUGUAGAUGAUUUUGGCACACACCUGCGAGUAUUCAGAAAAGCUCAACAGAAGAUAACAGAGAAAGAUGAUCAAGCAAAAGGUACAGCAGAAGAUCUUGUGGAUACCUUCUUUGAAGUUGAAGUUGAAAUGGAGAAGGACGUUUGCCGUGAUCUAGUGUGCACUUCUCCCAAAGAUGAAGAAGGAUUCCUAAGGGAUUUGUGUGAGGUCUUAUUAUAUUUAUUGCUACCUCCUGGAGAUUUCCAGAACAAGAUCAUGCGAUACUUUGUCAGGGAAAUCCUUGCACGAGGAAUUCUUCUUCCAUUAAUAAAUCAACUCAGUGAUCCUGAUUAUAUUAAUCAAUAUAUCAUAUGGAUGAUCCGUGAUUCUAAUUGCAACUAUGAGGCCUUUAUGAACAUUAUUAAAUUGAGUGACAAUAUUGGAGAGCUAGAAGCGGUCAGAGAUAAAGCAGCAGAAGAAUUACAGUAUCUUCGAUCUCUAGAUACAGUUGGUGAUGAUAUCAACACUAUCAAGAAUCAAAUAAAUAGCUUAUUAUUUGUAAAGAAAGUAUGUGACUCAAGAAUACAGCGAUUGCAGUCAGGCAAAGAAAUAAAUACUGUGAAACUGGCAGCAAACUUUGGGAAACUUUGCACAGUCCCCUUGGACAGCAUUCUUGUAGACAAUGUUGCACUACAAUUUUUUAUGGAUUACAUGCAGCAAACUGGAGGUCAAGCACAUCUCUUCUUCUGGAUGACAGUGGAAGGAUACCGAGUUACAGCCCAGCAGCAACUGGAAGUUUUAUUAAGUCGUCAGAAAGAUGGAAGACAUCAAACCAACCAAACCAAAGGUCUUUUAAGAGCAGCUGCUGUUGGAAUAUAUGAACAGUAUUUAUCAGAAAAGGCAUCUCCAAGAGUUACUGUUGAUGAUUAUUUGGUAGCAAAAUUAGCAGAUACUUUGAAUCAUGAAGAUCCAACCCCUGAAAUCUUUGAUGACAUUCAGAGGAAGGUCUAUGAAUUGAUGCUACGAGAUGAAAGAUUUUAUCCUUCCUUCAGACAGAAUGCUCUUUAUGUGCGCAUGUUAGCUGAGCUGGAUAUGUUAAAAGAUCCUAGUUUCAGAGGAUCAGAUGAUGGUGAUGGAGAGUCUUUUAAUGGGUCUCCUACUGGAAGCAUAAAUUUGUCUUUAGAUGACCUUUCAAACGUAUCUUCUGAUGACUCAGUACAACUCCAUGCUUACAUUUCAGACACUGUAUUUGCUGACUAUGACCCAUAUGCUGUGGCAGGCGUUUGUAAUGAUCACGGCAAGACAUAUGCAUUGUAUGCUAUCACUGUACACCGACGCAAUCUUAACAGUGAGGAGAUGUGGAAAACCUAUCGUCGUUAUAGUGACUUUCAUGACUUCCAUAUGAGGAUCACUGAGCAGUUUGAAAAUCUAUCAAACAUAUUGAAGCUUCCUGGUAAAAAGACUUUUAAUAAUAUGGAUAGAGAUUUUUUAGAAAAAAGAAAAAAGGAUUUAAAUGCAUAUUUGCAGUUACUAUUAACUCCUGAAAUGAUGAAAGCAUCCCCAGCUUUGGCUCACUAUGUGUAUGAUUUCCUUGAGAACAAAGCCUACAGUAAAGGGAAAGGGGAUUUUGCUCGCAAGAUGGACACUUUUGUAAAUCCACUUCGAAAUUCUAUGAGGAAUGUUUCAAAUGCAGUUAAAUCCCUUCCUGAUAGCUUGGCAGAGGGAAUGACUAAAAUGUCAGACAACAUGGGCAAAAUGUCAGAAAGAUUAGGUCAAGACAUAAAGCAAUCAUUUUUCAAGGUGCCUCCUUUAAUUCCGAAGACUGACUCAGAUCCUGAACAUUGUCGGGUCUCAGCUCAACUUGACGAUACUGUGGAUGACAAUAUUCCACUUAGGGUAAUGCUGCUUCUUAUGGAUGAAGUAUUCGACUUAAAAGAGAGAAAUCAGUGGUUGCGAAGGAAUAUCAAAAACCUACUUCAGCAGCUUAUUAGAGCCACAUAUGGUGAUACUAUUAAUAGAAAAAUAGUUGACCAUGUUGAUUGGAUGACCUCACCUGAGCAAGUAGCUGACUUAGUGAAACGUUUCAGAGAUGCCUUUUGGCCAAAUGGCAUUUUAGCAGAGACUGUUCCAUGCAGAGAUAAAGCUAUUCGAAUGAGAACAAGAGUUGCAGGAAAAACUAAACUACUUUCAAUUAUGCCAGAUGAACUGAAGCACAUUAUUGGGGCUGAAACAACACGGAAAGGUAUUCUUCGUGUUUUUGAAAUGUUUCAGCACAACCAGUUAAAUAGGAGAAUGGUUUAUGUCUUCUUGGAAGGCUUUUUGGAAACCUUAUUUCCACAGUAUAAAUUUCGUGAACUCUUCAACAAACUGCAUUCACGAUCAAAGCAGAUACAGAAAUAUAAACAGAAACUUCAAACUACUCAAGCGCCUUCUUUACAGAAGAGGUGACACUCCAAUCUCUGAAGCUGGUGUUCAUUUUGUCCAGGACUAAUAAUAUGGACAGAUCUUCUGGGGCUUAACUCAUAUACUGUCAUGUCGCACCAGUCUUUUAGUGUCUCAAAAUAGAUUAUUAAUACAUCCAUAAGACUGUGGUUCUUCUCAUCCUCGUCCAUAAUCCAGCCACUACCAAGAGAGAUUUCUGUGUCUUAAAUGAUUUGGUGCAUAUUUUUGCAACAUUGAGAGGAUACUGCCCCCUUCUCAAGCAAGAAUGACAUUGGUCUCUUCCAUUUCAAACUAAUCAGCAUUCUCCAGCAAUGACAAAGUGCCAGAAUGUAUAUGUGAGAGCUGAGGAAAGCACAAAACAAUGGUUCACAGAUAAACUGGCUAAUUUGUUUAACCGUGGGCGACUGAGCAAUGUAUGAUUUGGAGGGAUUUGUUUUUGCAUAAUUUUAUAGAUCUUUAUCAGAAUUUUGAUAUAAUGUGGAUUAGCCAGGUGAAUGAUCUUUGGAACAUCUGCUUCAGGUCUGGGGAAAGUGACAGGAUGCCCUUAAAGUAUGAAGUAACCUUAUACCCUAAUUACAGUUUUGUGACAUAAAAUAAAACCAAUCAAAAACAGAAUUUGAUUGGAUUUGUUAUUAUUGGUAUAAAACAAAUUUUAAUUGAUUCUUACGUGCUUUGGGGCUCUGUUUUGCUCUUAUGGUACUCAAUCAUAAGUUUUCUUUUGGUAUUCUGUGUGCAAAAAGAAGCAUAUAGUGGCACUCUCAGUUAAGUUUCAAAAUUAUUACAGUUUUCUUUAAGAGAUUACUGAUUACACAAUAGGGAGUAUAAUCUCGAAAGAACUGCCAAAUACAUUCUGUUAUUUUAAAAACAUGGAAAUUAAAAAAAGAACAGCACCAUUGAAAGUUACAAUGUGAUCAUUUUAAAUUGUGUGAUCUAGACAUACCUUAGGUGAUUGCAAAAGUAGCAAAUCAAAGGAUUAAAUGAGCUUUUAGUCACAUGUAAACAGACAAAUUCCUAAUUCUAUUACUGUGUAUAUAUAUAUAUGAAAAUAAAUAAUGAAAACAGAACUAUAAUAUUUUUUAAAAUAUGCUUUUAUUUAUAUUUUGCAUAAUGUAAAAUUCUACUAAAUAAAGCAAGUUGACAAAACCCCUGGGUGUAUACAUUUAAGUCCCUGAAAUAAUUUUAUACCAACAACAACAAAUUACCUUUUCCAAUUCUGGGGCCUCUGCAUUUCUUAUAGUUUUCUCAUUCUCCGUUUGUCCAUCUUAGAAGUCUUCAUAUAGCUUGUAUGCAGGAUUUCUGCAUAGUUUUAAAUACUUACACUGACUAAGGGUUUGGGUAUGUCAGCAUUUUUUGUUUUAAAAAUAUUUAACACUACAACCUUAAAAUAGUGAAGCUACUUAUCAGACCACUGAGCCAAGAUCCUGGUAUUAGAAGAACGUCUGGGUGCUUAAGAUAAAGGGACAAAGUUUCGGUAUCCCAGUUAUUUGGGAGCUUUAAGAUGGAAACAAGAUGUUAUUGUCUUGUUUUCACCGAGAUCCUACUUACAAAGUGAAGCCUAAUAACAGAUUAAAGCCUUCCUUUAAAGCUUUAUAAUAAUAAUAAUCAUAUUUAUUAAUAAUGCUGUUGUGCAUACUUAACAGUAUGCAUAUAUUCAGCAUGUAUUGCAUGUCUAAAGAAUUACUAAAUGAAAUCCCUUUCGUUGCAACUUGCAAAUGAGAAAAGAUCCUUAUUGACUCUGGCAGAAGAAAUAAUACUUUUUCUUCCCAGUGUGUCUCACUGCUGUGGUCCCCCCUGCCCCCCAUUCCCCAGGCUUUAAAGGUGAGGAUUUGUGAAACAUGUCUGUGGGAAGCAUCAGCAUGGCCAUAAGUACAAUGAUUCUCAAAUAUACCCUUGCCCAUUUCAAGUAUAUUUUUGACAUAAAUAAGUCUUAAGAGUAAACAAGAAUUCAUUUAAGAGCCUAGUGUGUACAUAUGAAAAGCAUUUCCAGAUAAUGUGAGGAAUGCUGGCCAUCAACCAGGGAAAGAAAGAAAGGUCCUGCAAAAUUGCAACUUUUCAUAACAGAGCCCUGCAAAGUAACUGCAAUCAUACCAAAAACUAUAUGAGUAAAUGGGUUUUUUAAGUAAUUUUUGUUUCAAGAGUUUAUAUUUCAAAAGCAGAAAUGUCAAAUGGUAGUCUAUGUAAAUGGUUGUGCGUCUUCUCUAUGCACAUCUAUAUGUUUUACAUCAGAGAGAGCUGUGGUCAUGCUAAAAUUAGAGAUACUUUCUGAAUGACUUGGUCAAGCUGUGUGUAAAAUAUUUAAUUCAUAAGUCAAGUACAGUGUACUAUGUUUAAUAAAGUUAUUACAUUUAAUGCAUUUAUUGCAUAUUUAUAAAUAUAUACCUGAAGAGGCUUUAAGUCUUCUGAUAUUUGAUUUUUUGAAUGUGUUUUUAAGUCAGUGGUGCCUUUAGGCAAGAACCUUCAAAAUUAAUCAUCCUUUUUUGGGCUUUCUGAUUUUUUCAGGUAACAAACUAUUUAGGAACCAUCACUACUAAUAGUUGAUUCACCUAAAAAUUGAUUGUAUGAUUUAAAUAUAGCGCUUAGCUGGGCAUUUCCUCUGAUUAGGGUGUUCUGAAUAGUUGCUGAAAAAAUUGUGCCAUUGACCAAUGGAUACACUUGGUUAGCCUUAAUUUUUUUUUUUUUAAUUAAAAACUUUCUUGAGUAUUUCUGUUGGCUCAUUUUAAGUUUGUGCUGCUGGUGUUUGGAAAAAAAUCAAACAGUUAAGUGCUACCAGAAAGUGUAUCAAUUUUUAAAAAAUUAAGAACAAUAUAAAUUUCACAAUCUAAAAUUUUAAUUUUGUGCAAUAUUUUCAUUUAAUGCAUGUGUAUUUGAGUAAUUGUAAAAUAAAUGAAUUUUUAAUGUUUUGAGAUCUAGUUUAAACUGUCUUCUUAACCCAACAACUUACAUUCCGUUGUUGCUGCAUCCUUUUAUUUAAGGACUUGUUUUAAAAGUCUUUUUUGUCACUCCUUGUAAAAUUCUUUUGUUAUUAGUAAAUUUUGCUUAUGGGAGCAUGGCUCCUGUAUUACAAGGGAAAAAUAUAAAGAGCACAUCUUAGGAUUAUAGUUGUUAAAAGAUAACUUGUGCAUAUCAUUGUACAGUAAAUGUCAACUGUGUGCCUAACUAUUCUAUCAAUACUUUCCUUCUUUAACAAAGAAGAAACAACAAUCAGAAUGUCAGUUAUUUUUAUUGAACUAAAAAGAAGAUUAAAAUUUUUAUUUGGUUUGCGUUAUGUUCUGUCCAUUAGAAAAUACUAAUAAAAUAUUAACAAAC